Molecule: messenger RNA, 1763 nt
Organism: Ostrinia nubilalis (European corn borer)
Lineage: Eukaryota; Metazoa; Arthropoda; Insecta; Lepidoptera; Crambidae
Gene: Ccdc114
Product: trichohyalin
Exons: 12
Coding region: 63-1763 (566 amino acids)
Source: RefSeq, a predicted model, not a curated record
CGUCAAACAAAAAUGGUUACUCAUUGAAAGUUUACAAUAUUUUGUACUAAACAUUUAUAACAAUGGAGAAUCAGACUUCAAGUACCACUGACACAAACACCAAUGACAUGGAGGUGCUGAGGAAAAUGGAGGAUGAGCACUGCAGGCUGCAGAGACAAGUCCGAAUGAUCCAAACAGACCGACAGCACCGCACUAUGGGGGUUCACCCUCAGUUCAGAAGACAGGACCAAUUGCUGAGGACCUUGAAGAAGGACUACAUCAGCUUGAUGACCGACUUGAAGAUCGCAAGGUCUGGAGCCCACAAGAGCAGGCGCAAAAAAAUGGAGUACGACCUGAAGAAGUCCAUACUGCUCAGAGUCAAAACUCAGAUGGAGUGCGAGGAUGGUGUUAUAAUGAUGGAGCAGAUGGAUGGAGUGCUACAAGGAAACAACAAGGAAAUGCUCAACUUGAGGAAGCUGGUCAGCGCGUCACAAGGACAAAUGGAGAUGAGACGAAUGCAGUCGGAACACCGGCUGGUGUCCACCGAGAACCAGCUGGAAGCUGCCAUGCUGAGAUUCAACGCGAUACAGUGCGAAAACAAGAAGAUCAGGGAAGAAAUAGAGCAUAUGCUUAAAGACAGGGCAAUCUUCAAGCAAGCUUGGGCGAAAAUGAUGACGGCUCUAGGCAAAGGCAAGAAAUUCCUGAUCGACCUGUUCGAGUCUUCCACGCUGGCUUACGACCAAAGAGACGAAUGGUGUGCCAAGCUGAAGAGUCUUCAGGAGAAGGGAAAGAUGGAUCAGAUGCAGCAAGUGCAGGAAAUGAGAGAUCUACAAAAGGCCUUCGACCACGAGAUGAAGCUGUACCACUUUCUAGCAAGAAAAGGAGUCAUGAGGAUCAACAAGAAGGAGGAACAGAGGGAAGAGGACAGAAAGAGGAAAGAGGAGGAAGACUUGAGGAAACAAUUCGAGGAUCACGUCAAAAUACUCGAUGAAAUUCAUGAUUACACCCAAGAAUCCGACGUGGACAAAAUAAUCGAAUCCUUCGAGCUGGUGGAACACCAAAACUUCUCGAAGUACAAGCUCCUGACGGACUUCUGUGCUGAGAACGUGGUGCUGGAUAGAAGCCUGAGAGAAGUGCGAAGAAACGUGGAGGACAGAAGAGACUGGAACGAAAUGUCGGAUAGAAAGAGACAACAAAAGCUGAUGCAGUUGCGCGAAGAGUUCGAAGCGAAGAAGAAGGUGACAGAUGGAUUGAGAAGUAAGCUGGCAGAACGAGAGCAAUUGCUGAACGAGAAUAUGGAUAAAAUACACGACAUUUUCAGAAUGCUGGACUGCUCCCAGGAGCCAUUCCAGAAGCUUCUGGGCGACAAGCAGCCGUCACUGCAGCAGCUCAACCUUACUCUCUGCCUCAUAUCGGAGAAGAUCAGGGAAUAUAUCCAGACUGUAUAUUACUACGAGCGCUUCAUCCAGAAGAAAAGCGACAAGACCAGCACAUCACGGCUCAAGAAGUACACAGUCCACGCUGAGCCCCCGCACUUCUGGAAGGCAGCUCCGAUCUCAGUCCUCGUGCCAGCCGACCCUUGUCCUUCCUGCGUCGAAGCUCGCUGGCUGUCUCGCGUGUCUGAAACUGACGAAGCUCCGUUCGACCGGCAGCAAGCUCGCGAAGCUUUAGAAGCUCUGGCCAGCGAGCCGGCGUACCUUCGCAGCGACCGCGUGCACCCUCUGACUGAGUGCAGGGUGCCGAGGAGCCGGGCUAUACUUGCGAGACGAUAUUUAAAACAUUGA